Stegastes partitus (bicolor damselfish) is the source of this 3533-nucleotide messenger RNA. RefSeq names its product homeobox B3a (gene hoxb3a). NCBI's taxonomy places the organism in Eukaryota, Metazoa, Chordata, Actinopteri, Pomacentridae. The record is from RefSeq and is a predicted model, not a curated record. Gene Ontology annotation, biological process: embryonic skeletal system morphogenesis; regulation of transcription by RNA polymerase II; anterior/posterior pattern specification. Gene Ontology annotation, cellular component: nucleus. The transcript has 4 exons. Bases 512 to 1969 code for a protein of 485 amino acids. Gene Ontology annotation, molecular function: RNA polymerase II cis-regulatory region sequence-specific DNA binding; DNA-binding transcription factor activity, RNA polymerase II-specific.
UAUUGAGGCAGUUCUAAUGGCUGCCCCGGCGCUGUAAUAAGAGGCAACGGUGCAGUUUAAACGCCGGGUUUAAUUGGGAUUUAGUGCCCCUUUUGGACGCGAGCACACGUCAGGAGAAAGCCAAACUCUCGGAGAGACCGCGCGUAAUUACGCACCGGCAAUCAGUGAAAAAUACAUCCAAGAUUUUCCACAGUGGGAUUCAUCUUAACUGCAGCCGGUGUGUCCGUCCGUGUCCAAAACAGACUGCAUCCAGGGGACGAAAAAAAAAAAAAAAAGAACAGCAGGAGGAGAUCCAGCAGGAGAGACACGCCGAGAGAGAGCAGUUCUUAGGAGCUUUCUGGAAGCCGUUUGCGUGCAUUAAAACAUCAAGAAAAAGGAGGAAAUCUUUCGGUCAGAUUGCAGGGGAACGUUGGAGAGACACCGUCACGUGACCCCCGGUACCAAAUGGUCUUCCGGCAGUGGCUCUCAAUAAGGACCGGAGCACAAGAAGACGCCGCCACCUCUCUCAGAAAUGCAGAAGACAACAUACUACGACAACUCCUCGACGCUUUUCGGUGGCUACUCGUCCUACCAGGUGCAGGGGGCGGCAGCGGCGGCGGCGGCAGCCGCCAAUGGCUUUGGGGGCUACGAUGCCCCGGUCCCAGUGUCCCACCACCAGCCGGCCUUCCAGUCGGCCACCCAUCUGGACGUGGAUUCGUACCAGCGCUCUGCCUGCUCUUUGCAGUCACUGGGCAGUAGUGGUGGCCACCAGCAGCAGCAGCUAGCCAAGACCAAGGAGCUGAAUGGCAGCUGCAUGCGGCCCAGCCUGCCGCCUGAGCACCACCCCGGCUCCCAGGUGUCCCCUCCACUGCCCCCCAACCCCAGCAACGGCAAUACUGGGGCUCAGCAGCCGGGUGGCAGUGCUGGGGCCUCCUCGGUCUCCAAAUCAGGCCCCAAUAAGUCCUCCAAUUCUUCCUCCUCCACAUCAUCCUCUACAUCGUCCUCCUCCUCACUGCCGCCCAACCCAGCCUUGGCCAAGCAGAUCUUUCCCUGGAUGAAGGAGUGUCGGCAGACAACAAAGCAGAAAAACUGUUCACCCAGCAACAACUCUGGCAACGCGUCAGGAGGAGCUGAGAGCGGGAGCAGCGGCGAGAAGAGUCCCACCGGAGGCUCGUCGGCGUCUUCUAAGCGGGCUCGUACGGCGUACACCAGCGCCCAGCUGGUCGAGCUGGAGAAGGAGUUCCACUUCAACCGGUACCUGUGCCGGCCGCGGCGCGUGGAGAUGGCCAACCUGCUCAACCUGUCCGAACGCCAGAUCAAGAUCUGGUUCCAGAACCGACGCAUGAAGUACAAGAAGGACCAGAAGUCCAAGGGCCUGAGCUCCAGCUCCGGGGGGCCCUCACCGACGGGCUCCCCUCCUCUGCCCAUGCAGUCUUCCGCCAGCUUCCUCAACUCCAUGCACCCCAUGGGAGGGGGAGGCGGAGGAGGGGGCCCCGGCUACGACGCCCCGUCUCCGCCGUCCUUUGGCAAGCCCCACCAGGGAGUGUCUUACUCCAUGUCCACUGCCUAUUCCAACGUCCCCAUGAAGGGCUGCCCCCCCCAGCAGAAGUAUGGCGCCCCGGACCCAGACUAUGGCGAUCCCCAUCCCCACCACAGCCUAGUGCAGGCCAACAGCGCUGGCUACGGGACUCCCACCAACAUGCAGGCCAGUCCAGUGUACGUGGGGGGUGGCAGCUAUGUGGAACCCAUGCCUGGCUCGGGGCCCUCCAUGUACGGGCUAAACCACCUCGGCCCCACGCCACCCCACCACCAAACCAUGGACUACAAUGGCGCAGGGCCCAUGUCGGCCGCCAACCAGCACCACGUGGGCGGAGGGGGCCCCCCGGGCCCCUGUGACCCGCCCACGCACCCGACGUACACCGAGCUGUCGGCGCACCACACCUCGACUCAGGGCAGAAUCCAGGAAGCACCCAAGCUCACUCACCUGUAGCAGGUUUGGAAUAAAAUGACACCGUAGGAAAUAGUGAAGACGACACAGUAACACGACCCGACUCACUAACAGACUCACAGGCGUGGGGACUCUACUGCUGCAACGGGGCGGCAGGAGGGACCAGACAAGACGGACCGGAACCAUCCGGCGGUUUGUCCUGUGCUCUACAGCCACAGAGGGGAACAGUCGGUGCUGUCCAGCCUCCACCCUGUUUUCACUGCCUUCAUAAAGAGCGGCAUCAAAUCUGAUUAGGACGAGUGCUUCCCCUGCUACCUUGGAAGAGCAGCUAAUUGAAUUUAGAGAAGACAGGUUGCGACUAGUAUCAAGUAGCACAGAUGGACCAAACCAUUCAUGUUGCCCAAUAAGUUAAUAAAAGGCACGUCUCUGCAGCAGAACUAUCCAACAUUUUUAAGGGGAUUUUUUUAAGCUUUGACUAAAGUCUGAAGGGAACAAAUCUUUAAACCACUUACUGGUGUACCAUCAGAGUUUUAACUCAGCGUACACAUUGUUUUAGAGCACAUUAACAGACGUUUGUCCUUCAUUCUACAACUCUGGAGUGAUCCAACAGAUGUUUACAGCUCGUACACCAGCCCGUUAACACCAGUGUAUUUACUGGUCCCAGGGCAGCGAGGCGUGUUGUCGGUGUGGGAGGUGAGGUGUACCGUCGACUGUCGCCCAGGAACACCUCCCUCCCUCCCAACCCAUCCCCAAAUGUCAGGGGGCUGGACUCGUGGCACCGGUGCAGAGACGCACCGCCGGCACCGUUGUUCAGUCGCUUUUCACUAGACUGAUAAAGUACGGCACAGUUAGUCUGAGCUGCAGGCUGCUGGGUUCCAGCAGAUGUUAGAAGGACAAAUGUUGAAGAAAAUUAGUCAGAAACAACCAGAAGAAAUGUGAAAUGAAAGAAAAAUGUCUUUGUUAAAUUUAAGUCACUCGUUAAAUAGCUGCAGCAUUAAUACUGAGUGAUUAAAAAGCCCGGCUCCGUGGUUUCUAAUGCCUUCCUGGGCUUUCCAAACAGCUUCAGUGUGGGUGGAGCAGUAGUUCAGAUAGCAUGUAGUAAAAAACCCAGCCUAUAAUCACUCUGUUAGAGCUAGUAUGUGGUUUAAAAUUAUACUUUGAUAAUAAAAUGUCCCCCCUAAGACACACAUAUACAAACAGCUAUCCCGCCUGCUAAAUGAAAUAGUUGAGAUUUUAAUGGGCAGUUAACGAGGUGGUUAGAUUUAUGACGCUGAGCUCUCUCCCCCUCCAGGCAACACAUGUUGUUGUCAGCGAGCUGAGCUAUGUGGAGGCUCUGCCUCUCCAUCAGCCGCACACAGGCAGCCGGAGCAGGAGGCUAUGGCUGGAGCUGGCAGCACUCAUCCUCCUCCGCUCCCCGUCUCACAGAGCACACUGAACCGCCGGACGGCCUCCCCUCGCCGUCUCCUCGUGCCUCCUGCCGUCCCGUCUCUGUCCGUCCAGACCAGUCACUACUAACCCACCGUCUCCUGUCUGUGGCAGCAGCACAUGGCUUCUGAAGGAGGCUACACUUCCCACAAUCCCCCACAGACUGCCCCCCCACCCCCCC